UGCAGCGGGGUAAGGAUCUUCACACAGCCCAGAAAUGGUGCGUGGAGCCAUAACAGUGAGGUGUUCUGCCUGGGCCUGAAAUGUGCCUGGAGCCAGGCCAGAUGGGUGGCUGUUUCUUCUGGUUGGCGGACUGAGCAUCGAAACUAGCAAUCCUACUUGUAGUAGUAAAUACCCAGAUUGUUUGUUUGUGCAGUAUAUCUCAUGAGCAUAUCCAACUUUAACUCCCUCAGAGCUGUCGUACGUUUUGAUUGGUUGUUGGAUACAAUGACAUCGAUGACGAUGCUGCCACGCAAAUGAUGAAAGGACAUGAGAAGACACCAAAGCUUCAUUGUUCAUUGAAAGUGGAGAACAUCAGUCCCAUAUUCCGCGGUCAUGAACGGCUCGUCUGAAGUAAACACGGCGUGGAUGCUGCAUGAACACGUGAAGGUGCUGCUGUCCAUGCUGCCAUGUCUUCUGUUCCUUUACAUCAACGGGGUCAUGCUGGUGACGCUGCUGAGAAAGCCUCACUUGCUGGAGUCCUCUCGGUACGUCCUCUUUGGACACCUGCUCCUCAGCGACUCCCUGCAGCUGCUGUUCUCCAUGUUGCUGUACAUCUUUGCCGUCACCACCGUCACCAUGGUCAGUUAUUUAUGCAAGACGAUCAUACAGCUGACGGCCAUCGCUGUGAAACUUUCCCCUCUCAACUUGGCCGUGAUGUCGCUGGAGCGCUACGUGGCCAUCUGCUUUCCGCUCAGGCACGCGAACAUUGUCACCAUCAGGACAACGCGCAUCGCCAUUGUGGUCAUGUGGUCCAUGGCCUCCUUGGACUCGUUCAUCCAGCUCUUGCUCUUUGUCAGGCUGGAGAACACCAGCUUCAUCGUGUCUCAGUACUGCAGUAGAAACAAUGUGUGGCGCCUAAAGAUUUAUUAUACAAUAGACACCAUCUUUAUCAUACUUUACUUUGUGGUAGUGAGUAUAAUUAUCAUCUAUACAUAUAUUGCUAUCAUUUGUGCCGUCAGGUCAUCACCCAAAAAUAUCCACAACGCCAGCAAGGCCCGGAAGACGGUGAUGCUGCACAUGUUUCAGCUAUGCCUGUGUCUCACCUCCACGCUCUUUAACAUGAUCAAAUCAGGGAGCCCCUUGAACUUAAAUCCUAGUCUUCAUUUUAAAUACGCUCUCUUUUUAGGCCUCCUCAUCUUCCCCAAAUGUUUGAGCCCGCUCAUAUACGGGCUCAGGGAUAACACCUUCAGACAUGCCUUCAAGUACUAUUUCACCUUUGGCCACAAAAGCAACAUUCAGCAUUCACCUUGAUUUGAAAUGAUCAUAUUGUAUUCAUUUGUGUGCUAGAAUUAUGCUAAUUCACCAAUUUCUCCUUAAAGUCGGAGAAGGAAACAGUAAUUUGCUGAUUUUAACCAAGUGAAGGCAAUACUAAUUCCUUCUACUACUGUACAGAAAACUGGCAUUUAAAAAAAAAACAGUGAUUAUGCUUAAUUUUUCUAUCAUAAAUGAAUCUUCGUUUUAUAGCA
Molecule: messenger RNA, 1505 nt
Organism: Dunckerocampus dactyliophorus (ringed pipefish)
Lineage: Eukaryota; Metazoa; Chordata; Actinopteri; Syngnathiformes; Syngnathidae
Product: odorant receptor 131-2-like
Exons: 2
Coding region: 373-1290 (305 amino acids)
Biological process (GO): G protein-coupled receptor signaling pathway
Cellular component (GO): membrane
Molecular function (GO): G protein-coupled receptor activity
Source: RefSeq, a predicted model, not a curated record